AGAAACAAAUAACUUUCUUCCUUUCAAUUCUUUUAUGUUUUUUUUUCCCUCACAUUUUUUUGUUCUUUUGAUUUUCUUUCCUUAUUGCCGAACAAACAUGGGUUAGUGAAAGCAAUAGAUAAAUCCUGUCCUUUUUUUUUUCCUCGUAAUAGCAUUUGAUAAUCUGCAUAUGUUAUCCUCUAGGCGCUAGUCCACACUGUUAAGGUGGAACCCAACCAACCAACAAACAUCUCUGGGAAGUGAGGACACCCGCAUCAGAAAGCCCACCGUUUUGACUUCCUAUAUGCUUCACACUGGUUAGUUCAUGUCGGCACCAUAAAGAUAAAAUAAUCAAACUUAAUAUAAGCCUGCAAAGGAGCUGAGAUGAAUACCUUGGCCGUCAAACCCUCUUCCUUUGUAUUGCAAUCUUCAUCGACAGGCCUCUCAUCCUGUAAGCCUAAACAAUGUCUUCCUUCAGUUCUCUUCCCAAGAAAGAUUAAAAGCAGGAAAAGGCUGGGUUUGAGGAUUGAAGCAUACGAUUCUUCCAAAAGCGAUGACUUUUCCAAGUCCAACGGUGAUUCCAAGCCUCCUAAUGGCACUCUGAAAAAUCAGCAGCCUAAAACCAGGAGAGAUAUUCUAUUGGAGUAUGUCAAAAAUGUGCAGCCGGAAUUCAUGGAGUUGUUCGUGAAACGGGCGCCGCAACAGGUUGUUGAGGCAAUGCGGCAAACGGUGACAAAUAUGAUUGGAACACUGCCCCCGCAAUUUUUUACGGUGACAGUCACCACCGUAGCUGAGAAUCUUGCACAACUCAUGUACAGUGUUAUGAUGACUGGAUAUAUGUUUAGGAAUGCACAAUACCGAUUGGAAUUGCAACAAAGUUUAGAGCAGGCUGCUCUUCCUGAGGUGCAAGAGAAAAAGGAUGUUCUGGAUUAUGCACCUGGUACACAAAAGAAUGUGACUGGUGAAGUUAUUAGGUGGAAUAAUGUUUCUGGUCCAGAGAAAAUAGAUGCUAAAAGGUACAUUGAGUUACUUGAAGUGGAGAUUGAGGAACUGAAUCGUCAAGUUGGUAGAAAAUCUGCAAAUGGACAAAAUGAGCUAUUAGAAUAUCUCAAGUCUCUUGAGCCACAAAAUCUGAAGGAGUUGACAAGUAGUGCUGGAGAAGAUGUGGUGUUUGCAAUGAACACAUUCCUUAAGCGUCUUUUAGUUGUUUCAGAUCCUGAACAAAUGAAGGCACGUGUAACUGAGACUAGUGCACCAGAACUUGCCAAGCUUCUCUAUUGGCUGAUGGUGGUUGGAUACAGCAUUAGGAACAUUGAAGUCCGUUUUGAUAUGGAAAGAGUACUUGGCACUCCUCCAAAGCUUGCGGAGUUGCCUUCUGGAGAAAAUAUUUAGGUGCUGGCAGAUGAUUGCAAAUAUAUGCAGUAGCCAAAUUGGAGCACAUUAAAAUGCUAUAUUGUGUCGAGAAGCUGAGGAGGGUUAUCCAGGGUGAUUAACUGCUGGAGAAAACAUGGAAAUUUUGUGCAUGCCUAGCAUGGUUGGCUUCUUAUAUUAGCUUAAAACUUAUUGAUGAAACAAGCUUCUCAAAAGGAAUUCUAACUUUUAAAUACAGCAAAGUUGAGGUUUUCAUAGAACACAUACACUGAUCAACAGUUUUAUUGCGGAUCUGCUACAAUAAGUUAAAAUAUCAAAUUCCUUAUUGACUUCUUUAUCUGGUUGUCAAUCACUAAGGUUUCUGUCUGUCAUUCUUUUUUUCUUUUCUACAGCUACCAUUGGAGACAUUAGUUAACACCCUUGAAUGGCUUGUACGAUUUGCCAUAAGUCAUUGUUAUCCAUUACCUUGCAGAGUUUACUGCUGCCUUCACUGACUGCAAGUAAUUGGGGGCAGAGAGGCCUUGUAGUCUGCCCCAAAAACAAGGUUGCGGGGUGUGAAGAAUCUUGCUUAGCAUCUUCUAUACUCGAGCUCGAUCAAGCAAUUGAAAGCCG
Molecule: messenger RNA, 1962 nt
Organism: Durio zibethinus
Lineage: Eukaryota; Viridiplantae; Streptophyta; Magnoliopsida; Malvales; Malvaceae
Source: RefSeq, a predicted model, not a curated record